CAUCCCCUGUUUGCUUUGAUUUCAUUCUUAUUUGAGAGAUGUGACCAGUCCACAGCUUCAUCUGUUAGUCAGCCAAUUAAAAAUAUUGAUAACGACAUUAACAAUCACUUCAUGAAAUUGCACCAAGAGGAAACACCUAUCUUCACAGAAGACUCAGAUGUUGAUAAUCUGAUGAUAGAAACCUUGAAAGUUCUUAAGAUUCAUUUAAUUGAGUUAGAAAAAGUUCAUGAUUUAUGCAAAGACUUCUGCUCAAGAUACAUAAGAUGUCUCAAAACAUCUAUGCAUUCGAGUCAACUUGUGCCCAUAGAUUUAGAUGAUGACAACGAAGCCAGCAUUGAAAUACCUAAUGCAGACAGCUCCCUUAUGUCACCUCUCAAGUCACCACUCAUUUCAACAAAUCUCAUUUCUCCUAUCUCCAAUUUAGGCCAGGGUCAGGUUGUUUCAGGGGGUACUGUUUACCAGAUGGUGCAGACACCACAAGGACUCGCAGUAGAAUGGCACGUUUCACAUCUUCAUAUUGCUAGUGCAGAUACACAAAUAUUUAUGAAUAGCGAUGAUGACAGUCAACAGAAAAAGUCAAAACGUGGAGUUUUGCCUAAGAAAGCAACGAAAGUUAUGAAAGCAUGGCUUUUCCAACAUCUUAGUCAUCCAUACCCAAACGAAGAUGAAAAACGACAGAUUGCUUCUCAAACUAAUCUCACAAUAUUACAAGUUAAUAAUUGGUUUAUAAAUGGGCGCAGGAGAAUUCUUCAACCAAUGAUGAAUUCGUCAAACGAAUUAGCCAAACAUAAGCCUAAACGACACAAUAAGAAAUCAGCUCAGAGAUUCUGGCCACCAACCUCAUCUGCAGAGCAGGCAGGUGGUGAGGAGGAGGAGGAGGAAGAAGAAGAUGAGGAGGACAACGAAGAAGAAACAGAUGAAGAAGUAAGACAUUCAUUCUUACGUUCUAUGUAUAGAAGUUUGGUAAUAAGAUUUUUCCAUGGUUCAGUUAAGAAACAACAGUUAUGCAUUUAUAAUUAUAUCAUAGUUCUAUAA
Messenger RNA from Helobdella robusta, 1035 nucleotides. RefSeq lists its product as hypothetical. The transcript is spliced from 6 exons. The annotation marks the transcript as partial. The record is from RefSeq and is a predicted model, not a curated record. Gene Ontology annotation, molecular function: RNA polymerase II cis-regulatory region sequence-specific DNA binding; DNA-binding transcription factor activity, RNA polymerase II-specific. Gene Ontology annotation, biological process: regulation of transcription by RNA polymerase II. Lineage: Eukaryota; Metazoa; Annelida; Clitellata; Rhynchobdellida; Glossiphoniidae.